This is a messenger RNA of Aspergillus uvarum CBS 121591, 1794 nucleotides long. RefSeq names its product fungal specific transcription factor domain-containing protein. Gene Ontology annotation, molecular function: DNA binding; zinc ion binding. Gene Ontology annotation, biological process: DNA-templated transcription. The transcript has 3 exons. Bases 1 to 1794 code for a protein of 597 amino acids. Lineage: Eukaryota; Fungi; Ascomycota; Eurotiomycetes; Eurotiales; Aspergillaceae. The record is from RefSeq and is a predicted model, not a curated record.
AUGGAGGUUACCUGGCUAGCCGAUUCCCCACAGACCCGCAGUCGAAAGAGGGCGUUGAGGGCCUGCGACCUUUGCCAGCGGAAAAAGGUGUGUAGCCGCUCACGCAAACCACCGGCUGGACCCAGCCCCACCGGAGCGCGACCCCAGCAUCACUCACGGGUUUCGACAACACCAGAUGCCAUUCUGCCGGCUCGCUUCGUUGGUGAGAUGAAUCCGGAGGCGGAGAUUCGAGAGAAACUGGCGGUUGGUUCGAAUUCCACGCUUCUGCGCGACCGCGUGGGACUCUGGAUUCCUGCCUCUGGCGCUGAAAGUGGAGGAGAUGCAUUGAGGAAAACUGCCAACGACAUGGACAAUCUAGCCCCAACGUAUCCCGCAGAAGAGGUAUAUACGCCUCAGGUGCUGGAAAGUUUGAUUCGCCGACGGUACGAGUCCGCACGUCAGGCCUGUAGGUCACUGCCCUCAACCACCCGCACUCCUCUCUUCGCCAUCUAUUUCUCCCAAGUCAACCACAUCCUGCCCAUCGUCGACCCUCGUAUAGCUGUCUCCUCCCCCUUUUUAGAGCGAGCAAUAUGUCUAGUGGCAGCCAAGUCGAGAGCUGCUGCACCGCAUCUUUACUUGACCGAGAAUGCCGCCGUAGUGUCGCCUCGAGUGUUCUGCACGGAAGUCUACCAAGGACUCGCAGAUGCGUUGACCGAAGGGCUCGAGCGGGACCGUGUGACUAGGAUCCGAGUGCUCGCAUUGAUGGCCUUACAUUGUGAGAACUCGGAAGGAUCCGAAAUCGCGUCGAUGCAUCUUUCCCAAGCCAUUCACCAAGCACAAACCGUGGGUAUGCACCUCAAGCGACCGGGCGAUGGCGACUCGACACAUCUCAAGCUCUUCUGGAGUCUGUGGACCCUGGACAAGCUUCUUGCAUCGAUGCUUGGUCGCCCGGCUCUGAUCAUCGACCAUGAUAUCAGCAUCGAGAGGCCGUGCAGCGCAAACAAUGCUACCGAAACUCCUACAACCGCCUUCGAUGUUUGGUUCAGGAUCUCGGAACUCUUGUCUGAGGCUAUCCUGUUUUACCGACCCGGAAUGAACCACGAGGAUGGAGCAGAGAAACAAUUCCCCAGCUUUGAGCAAACAGUGGGUCCCUACAGCCAGGAACUCGAAUUUGCCUCCCUGGAACUGUUAGAGCUUUAUUACCAAGCCGUCGCAAUUGUCUUUCACCGAACGGUCGAUAACACGGCCUCGGAACCGCACAACUUUGCACGCAAUCAACAAGGCCUCGCAGCCAUCCGCGUGCAGUCCAUCGUGGCAAGAGAGUGCUCCGAGGACCUACCUCCUUUCCCGAUCGUCUCGUAUGCAGUGGCAUUGUCCAUGAGCGUUUCAUAUCGCCAAUAUCGGUCUAGCAAUCUUAUUACGCACCGAAGACGAGCUGCAACCGACAUCGACGUGUGCUGUUCACUACUUGAGGGCCUAAGUGUCUCAUGGUAUUCUGCCGAAGCGAUGGCUCGGCUGGGCCGCAAGGCUCUUCAACAAAUCCACGAGAGCGAUCCAGGCUUGUACGGGGAUGCACCCAGGGUAAAUGGGUCCACUUCAAGUUCUCCACAAGCGACUCGGAACAAGCGUACUCGAGCGGCUCCCGCCCCGACUGGAAACGAAGAGAAUAUGUCGACGAACGUGACUUAUGCCCCCGUUGCAGAAGAGCCCGUCGUAUACUAUACUGGAGACCACGAUUGGGCAAUCGGCGACAUGGCCGACCUGGAUCUUGCCUUCGAUGACUUCUUGGAUCUGUCUUUGCCGACCAACUUCUAA